Zychaea mexicana is the source of this 2418-nucleotide messenger RNA. RefSeq lists its product as uncharacterized. Gene Ontology annotation, molecular function: carboxypeptidase activity. Lineage: Eukaryota; Fungi; Mucoromycota; Mucoromycetes; Mucorales; Lichtheimiaceae. The record is from RefSeq and is a predicted model, not a curated record. Bases 1 to 2418 code for a protein of 805 amino acids. The transcript has 6 exons.
AUGGCUGUGAUGGAUCGAUUUAUGGAGUGGUGCCGUCAGACAUACAGUGGCGACCGCAGCCAAAACGCCAAUGCGCCCUUGUUGCCUAGUGAAAAGCGCCAUGUGACCUUUCAACCUCAAACAACGCGGCCUCGGUCCAAAGUAACCAAAUUCCUUGCCGGAGGUGCUCUCCUUGCCGCCGGCGUCUUGCUAUUCAACCAUUUAAUGCCUGCAUCCGAUGUUCUUUUCCAAGACUUCUCUACUAUUCCUUGGGACGAUGCCUCAGUUAUUAUCAAGACCGUACCAUCGAGCGAAUCCAUUCGCGAGUUCUUCCACUACUACGCAGCGGAACCCCACUUGGCCGGAUCGCAUGCCGAUAAGCGUCAAGCAGAAUGGACCCGCGACAAGUUUGAAGAAUUUGGUAUCCCGAACGCCACCAUCGAAACGUACUAUCCUUGGCUCAAUGUCCCUAAAACGCGUCGUCUCGCCAUUGUCAGUGGCCCCGAAGAAUUUUUGUACGAAGCCACACUCCAAGAAGAACCCAUUGCCAGAGAUCCCUCUUCAAGUCAUCCCGACGCUAUCCCUACGUUCCACGGCUACUCGGCUGACGGUAACGUCACCGGCUCUGUUGUCUAUGUAAACUACGGUCGUUUAACCGACUUUCAAUUCUUGGCUGCUCGUGGUGUGAACUUUACCGGCACGAUUGCUCUUAUGCGUCAUGGCAAUAUUGCCCGUGGCCUCAAGGUGGGAACAGCUGAGAAGUUUGGCUGUAUUGGCGCCUUGCUUUACUCAGAUCCCAUGGAAGACGGCCCGUUCAACAAGGAAAGUGCUGACGGCGAGCCAUCCGAAUCGUAUCCUAACGGCCCAUGGCGAUCACCAUCCUCAGUCGAGCGCGGUACUGUCCACUACAUGUCCAUCUUGCCCGGUGAUAUGCUUACUCCUGGCUACGCUGCUACCGAAAACGCCACCCGUCUUGACCCCGAAGAAGCUUAUGCCAUGCCCAAGAUCCCAUCAUUGCCGAUUUCGUGGUCCGAUGCCUUGCCACUCUUCCAAGCCAUGGAAGGUCUUGGUCUCAAAGGCGAAAUCGACUGGCUUGGUGGCCUUUGUGAAGUCAACUACUACAGCGGUCCUAGUGCUGCCCAGGUCAAUCUUGUCAAUAUUAACGAUUAUCAAAUCAAACCUGUAUGGAACGUGAUUGGCAAGAUCGAAGGUGCCAUUGAACCACAUCGUGCUGUUAUCAUUGGUACUCACCGUGAUGCUUGGGGAUUCGGUGGUGCCGAUUCGUCUUCCGGUUCUGCUGUUCUGCUCGAACUUACCCGUGUACUGGGUCUCCUCCUGGAACGCGGUUGGCAACCUCGCCGUACUUUGAUUAUCGCUUCCUGGGACGGUCAAGGCUACGGCUCCAUUGGCUCUACUGAAUGGGUCGAAGACAACAAGUCGUGGCUCGAUGAUGAAGCUAUUGUUUACAUCAAUGUCGAUCAAGCUGUAACUGGUCCCAACUUCUCAGCUCAAGCAUCGCCUUUGCUAAACAACCUGAUCUAUGACAUUACUCAAGAAAUCUGGGAUCCACGAACAAGCACGACCGUCUAUGAGGCCUGGAAGCAAGACCGGGAAACCAUGGCUGUACAGAAGCAUAAGAACCACCACGAUGAUGCUGGUGAAGCACCCAUUGCUCCACUUGUUAAGAUGAUUGAUCCUCUUGGCGGCGGUUCCGACUACAUGGCAUUCUUUGACCACCUUGGUAUCACCAGCAUGUCCAUGAGCUUCAAUGGCGACUACGGAGUUUAUCACAGCAACUACGAUAGUAUUUUCUGGAUGGAGCACUUUGGUGACCCUACCUAUGAAUACCAUCAGACGAUGGUUCGAAUUUGGGGUCUUCUCGCUCUGCGUCUUUCCAGCGAUGCAUUGAUUCCAAUGUCACCGCUGGACUAUUCCAAGGAGCUCAGCAUCCGUGUUGCAUCCAUGGCUGACGAUCAAGGUUGCGCCACAUUGCCCGAGCUCUCCGCUGCUGUUAGUGCCUUGCAUGAAACCACUAUGCAUUUUGAACACAAGCUACACAAAUUACACAAGAAGCUACACAAGCAUCACUUGGAUAUCUUCAAGCACAAGAAGAAGAAACUUUUGAAGAAGCUUGUCAAGUACAACGAGCGUCUGGCACAAUUCGAGCGUGGUUUCAUCGACCCUGUAGGCCUUCCUGGUCGUGAAUGGUUCAAGCACAUUGUGUACGCUCCAGGUCUUUGGACUGGUUACCAAGCCGAGAUGUUCCCAAGCAUUGUUGAAGCCAUUGACCAGGGUGCAAGCCCAAGCUUUACCCGCGAGAUGGAGGAGCGUGCUGCCCGCUUCAUCGAAAGCGCGCGUGGAUUGCUCAAGGGCAAGCAUGAGCGUCUGACUGGUGACGAUGGUGAUGAUUUGGAUGACGACGAGGACCAAGAAGAGUGA